This is a messenger RNA of Closterium sp. NIES-65, 1087 nucleotides long. Lineage: Eukaryota; Viridiplantae; Streptophyta; Zygnematophyceae; Desmidiales; Closteriaceae. The record is from the annotation of a GenBank genome assembly.
AUGCGCCUCAAAAUCGCACACGCUCCCUCCCUCAUGUCAUCCAUCCUGUUUCCCUCCCUCAUGUCAUCCAUCCUGUUUCCCUCCCUCAUGUCAUCCAUCCUGUUUCCCUCCCUCAUGUCAUCCAUCCUGUUUCCCUCCCUCAUGUCAUCCAUCCUGUUUCCCUCCCUCAUGUCAUCCAUCCUGUUUCCUUCCCUCAUGUCAUCCAUCCUGUUUCCCUCCCUUCCUCCUCUUUUCCACCCUUCCCGCUGCACCCUUCCUGUCUUCUCUCAACAAAACAGAAUCCCGCUCCUCGACCCACCCUUCCCUCACUCCCCUUUUCCCCCUCCCCCCCCCCCCCGCCACUUUUUCCCCCCUUUGCUCCUGCCCUCAGCACACUCGUCACGACGGACGACGAGAGCAUUGCUAGCUGCUUUUGAGUCGACUCAGAAGUCCCCUCCCCUCGCUCCCCUCGCUCCCCUGCUGCUCCCCUCGCUCCCCUGCUGCUCCCCUCACUCCCCUGCUGCUCCCCUCGCUCCCCUGCUGCUCCCCUCGCUCCCCUGCUGCUCCCCUCCCCCCCCUCUCCCCUCCCACUGCAGUGGUUCGGAGCGGUGUGCCGAGGCAGUGGAGAGGCUCAAGGGGCAGUGGGACGUGGUGGUCAACAUUCAGGGUGACGAGCCUCUCAUCGGACCCGGCCACGAUAGAUGCCGUGGCGGGGAUGCUGAUGGGACAGUGGGGGAGCUCAAGGGGCAGUGGGAUGUGGUGGUGAACAUUCAAGGCGACGAGCCUCUUAUCGACCCGGCCACGAUUGAUGCCGUGGUUAUAGCAUUACAGGUGAGUGGUGGUGAGGAGCAGAGAGGUAGGGUCCUCACAGCAAUUGCAUUGCAUGUUGCGUGCAUGGUCGAGGAGGCUUUGCACUCUACUUCUCACGAGCGCUCAUUCCCCACAACAGGUGGGCUGUCAGCAGCAUGUGAACAACAGGUGAGUGGUGGUGAGGUGAGGAGCAGGGAAGUAGAGGCCUCCCAGCACUUGCGUGUUGCUUUUGAGUCGACUCAAAAGGGACGGUGUGCCUCAUCCUGGCUUCCCAUACAUGCUGCACCUGGGCCUGCAG